Messenger RNA from Eruca vesicaria subsp. sativa (arugula), 2077 nucleotides. The record is from the annotation of a GenBank genome assembly. NCBI's taxonomy places the organism in Eukaryota, Viridiplantae, Streptophyta, Magnoliopsida, Brassicales, Brassicaceae.
AUGAAGACUAUCUCUAUGUUGGUGUUCUUCUUCUUCCUACUCUUUCUCAUGGCUGAAGCCCAAAGCAAGAACCGGACAGGUUCCGGUUCUUGCGAGACAUUCUCUUGUGGAAGCCUCGACUUCAAGUUCCCUUUCUUUAACACAGACAUGCCGUCUCGAUGCGGUCUGUUCAAGCUGAACUGCAGUGAUCACCAUAUUCCAGAGAUACAACUUGAGGAAAAAGGGAAAUGGUAUAAAGUCAUAACCGUCUCUCAAGCCAACACCAUAACCAUCACCGACCCAAGGCUUAACCAAAGCCUGGAAACAGGUUCAUGCACUGACUUGUCAAGCUUCUCUCUUCCAGAUUCUCCAUGGCUCAAGUUGACCACUGUGUACAAAUGCAACAACAGUAGGAAGAACGGUUUCACUUUUACAAAUUGCCAAGGAGGAAGCAGCUUGUACUACUCUGAUCUGAAAGAUCAUUCAGGGUGCUCAGUUAUCAAGACUCCAGAGAGCUGGGUGAUUCCAAGAAACAAGAACCAGUCUAUUCUUAAUGCUACUUUCUCUCUUCAUAUAGACCUACCUCAACGCUGCCAUCGGUGUCAUCAUAACCGAGGAGGAGAAUGUAAAAUGAUCAAAGACAAGUUUCGCUGCGUUAGGGGAACCAAAAAACCAAACAACCACCAAGGAGAUAACUCAUAUAAGUUAAAGCUAGGAUUAGGAAUAGGAGGAGCUGUCAUCUUCAUAAUCAUCUUGGUGGCACUCUUUAUCCUCCUCCAUAGGAUUUACAGAAAGAAAACAAGUUCAGAACUCCUAUCAAGAAACAACUCCAAAUCUGACGUUGAGUUUAGCAAUGUCUUCUUUAAGAUACCAAUCUUCACCUAUAAAGAACUUCAAGAAGCAACAGAAAAUUUCAGUAAAGACAGGUUACUAGGAGAUGGAGGCUUUGGCACUGUCUACUAUGGUAAAGUGCGUGAUGGACGAGAAGUUGCAGUGAAGCGUCUCUACGAGCACAACUACAGAAGACUCGAGCAGUUCAUGAACGAGAUAGAGAUCCUCACACGUCUCCAUCACAAGAACCUAGUCUCCCUCUACGGAUGCACCUCACGCCGCAGCAGAGAGCUUCUCCUCGUCUACGAGUUUGUCCCACACGGCACAGUUGCAGAUCAUCUCUACGGUGAAACAGAAAACUCAAGAAACAAAUGCUACUUAACAUGGUCAAUACGCAUGAGCAUAGCUAUAGAAACAGCUAGUGCGUUGGCUUACCUUCACGCUUCUGAUAUCAUCCACCGUGAUGUCAAGACAACAAACAUUCUUCUCGACGGUAACUUCGGAGUCAAAGUAGCGGAUUUCGGGUUAUCGAGGCUGCGUCCGAGUGAUGUGACGCAUGUUUCGACUGCUCCACAGGGUACUCCGGGGUAUGUUGACCCUGAGUAUCAUCGCUGCUAUCAUCUAACGGAUAAGAGUGAUGUGUACAGCUUUGGAGUGGUUCUUGUUGAGCUGAUAUCGUCAAAGCCUGCUGUUGAUAUAAACAGGUGUAAGAGUGAGAUUAACCUGUCAAGCUUAGCUGUGAAAAAGAUACAGAGCCACGCGACACACGAGCUGAUUGAUGAGAGUCUUGGAUAUGGAAAGAAUGAAGGAGUUAGGAGAAUGACUACGAUGGUGGCGGAGUUGGCUUUUCGGUGUUUGCAGCAAGACAGUACAGUGAGGCCGACAAUGGAACAAGUUGUGCAAGAGUUAAAGGGAAUCCAGAAUGAAGAGACAGUAACUUCACAUCCUUCGUCGUCACCGAAUUGGGAGGAGGCUUCGCUGAUAAAGAAUAUGAAAUUUCCACGUUCACCGAUCUCUGUGACUGACCAGUGGACCAGUAAAUCAACUACACCGAAUAUUAGUGCCUACGACUGCUAAAGAGAUCCAUGAGGUAUUGGUUUUAUUCUCAAUAUGGGAUGCAGUAAGAAGAGUAGUGACGGUGUAGGUAUUGAGAGAAUGCACAUAGUGACAUGACUUGCAUCUACCAUUUGUUUAUCAUACUCAUCUCAUCAUAUGUAACAUUAACUCAAAAGGUUCUGACAAAAAGAAAAAGAAAACUUAACUCGUA